Penicillium griseofulvum is the source of this 906-nucleotide messenger RNA. Its product is annotated as pyrroline-5-carboxylate reductase family protein. Gene Ontology annotation, biological process: L-proline biosynthetic process. The record is from RefSeq and is a predicted model, not a curated record. The coding region runs from base 1 to 906 and encodes 301 amino acids. Lineage: Eukaryota; Fungi; Ascomycota; Eurotiomycetes; Eurotiales; Aspergillaceae. Gene Ontology annotation, molecular function: pyrroline-5-carboxylate reductase activity. The transcript has 2 exons.
AUGAUCCAAACCGGAACUCUUUGCAUCCUAGGCUGUGGAAACCUAGGCAUCGCCAUCCUAAACGGCCUGGUCAAUGCACCCCCAGAAAAGUCUAAAAAAUUACCGUUCACCCGAUACAUCGCAUGCGUGCGCAGUGAAAACUCAGCAAAAAGACUAUCCGAGCGAUUUACCAACUCCCUAGACAAAAUCAACAUUUCACGCGGCAACAACGUCCAAGCCGUCCAAAAUGCCGACGUCAUUAUUCUAGGCGCAGACCCUGCUGACAUCGAGACCGUCUUGACACACCCCGGACUUCGCGAAGCCGUAGCCGACAAGCUCAUCAUCAGCAUUGCCGCCGGCUGGACAAGAGAAAAGCUCGAAACCACACUAUACGGCAGCGCAACCACCACCGAUAACACAGCUGGCCGAGCUUGGGUGGUGCGCACAUUGCCGAACAUCGCAGCCCAGGUAUCGCAGUCACUUACGGCUAUUGAAACAUCGGAGCCUGCAUUGCCGGAACGGUAUCUCCAAAUAACGACGUCGAUCUUCGAACAGAUUGGUAAGGCCGUACACGUUGAUCCGAGGUUGAUGAAUGCUACUACUGCUGUGGGGGGUUCCACGCCCGCUUUCUUCGCUGUGAUUUGUGAUGCUAUGAUUGAUGCUGCGGUGGCGGUUGGUCUUCCGCGGGACCUGGCUCAUACCAUGAUCUUUCAGUCAAUGCAAGGGACGGCAACGAUGCUUCAGAGUGGUAUUCACCCCGCUCUGUUGAAAGAUCAAGGGACGUCUCCUGAGGGCUGCACGAUUGGUGGGUUGAUGGUGAUGGAAGAGGCUGGUGUGCGUGGACAUGUUGGACGGGCGCUACGGGAAGCUGUUACUUUGGCUCGGCUGAUGGAGACAACGCCCCAUGUUAAUGAUACAAGGCAUUGA